AUGCUGCCGUCCAAGCCGGUCGACCAUGUCGCUAUAUCCUCAGACUCCUCAGACGGUGGUUCCCCCAACGGGAACCAUCGGCUGAGGUUCGAGACCCAGGCCACGGCCGACACUGCCUCUGAUGCGUCUCGAAUGGUGGCUAUAUCCUCGGACUCCUCAGAAGAUGGUUCUCCCAGUGAGAACCCUCCGCCGACGUUCGACGCCCAGGCCGCGGCCGACCCUGCCUCUGAUGCCUCUGGAAUGGUGGCUAUAUCCUCAGACUCCUCAGACGAUGGUUCCUCCGGCUGUUGUACGCUGGCUUCUCCUUCUGCUCCUCGUGAUGUUCCUGUGGUCCCAUGCGCACUUCUGUCUCCAGGGGAUUGGGGGGACAUCUGGAACAUGGAACAGUCGGAGCAUCGCUACACCCUCGACGUGCGUUUUGGUACAAGGCCUCCGCUGCCUUCCCUGGAUGCCUCGCCGCUGGAAGUCUUGGCCAGUGUGGUAUGUUCUAGAGGUUGGUGUGACCUCUCCCAUUUGGCCUUUCUGGGUAACCAUCUGCCGGAUCAGCGAUCGGCCAAACGCCGCCGCCACACCUCCUGCUCUGGCAUGGAGGAUGGUCAGCAGCGUGUCUUUUCAGUGGGAGCGUAUUCCAUAGGCGGAUUCUGCGGGAUUCAGGUGAACAGCAGAACAUUCCCAUGGACGACGAGGUGGUUAUGCUCUCUCAUCAACGGCGCGAAUCCGCGCCAUCACUUCAGUUCUUGCACUGUCAUGAAGGACGUGCUGCAUUUCCUUCAUCGUGACAGGGGAAACGAUGCUCGCUCUGUCAACCUUUUGAUGCCACUUAGCAAGUGGCGUGGCGGCCAGCUUUGGACUGCGGACGACACUGGCUCGGUCCACUUGGACAACCAAUCCGGACCAGGACGCAUGAUGACGAUUCGCCUACCCUACAUCACCAUGGAGCCGCGCACUCCGCAUGACCUAUGGGCAUCAGCAAGAAACGUGUGCUUCAAGCAGGAUGCAGCCCUGGCCAUCUCGAGCCUCGAUGAGCAGUGCAAAGACAUUGCUUGUCGGAUCAUGGAAAAUGCGCCUGAUGCCUUCAAGCAGCAGCUNNCAAAGACGAAACUGGCAUCAAGAAAGCAGCUGGAGGAACACUUGUGGUUGUUGAGACCGCUGGUGGAUGGCAGCCCGGUGCUGCCAUACGCGACAGAGGCAUUGAUCCGAAUCUGGGAGGUUGCCGUCCAACAGAUUACGGCUAACCUGGAUAAAGAUGUGAUCUUCUUGCACGUUGUGGAGAUCAAGAUGAUGCUGCAAUCUUUGCGGAAGCUCCGCCGAAGCUGGCGCUACUUGGCCAAGCUGCAUGGUGAAAAGGAUGGCGAUUGGCCUUCGGUUUCGAGUCGGCAGCCCGGGCGUUAUCCUCGGCUCCUUGAGAUCAUGGACAUCAUGCAAGAUCACGAUAUGGAAGAGGAUGUCGACGUGGCGUCCAUGUGGGGUUUGGAGGUGCCAAAGGCAGAUGAGCUCACAGCUCGCAUUGCCGCCGAGUGGAAGCUCGAGGAUCUUCUAUCUGAGGCCAGGUGUUCCCAGGUCAGUGCCCGCAUUGCAUAUGUUGAAGAGCCCGACUAUCUGGAGGAUGCUGCAGAAGUCGAUGCCCCGUCGGUCGACCUGGAACUGCAGGCCAAGAAUGCCGAGGGCAAACGAACAAAGAAAAAGAAGGCAGCUGGGAGCGGUGCGACAUGGACGCCCUAUUGCGUGAAGCCGGUGAAGAGGAAGCCUUGCAAUCUCUGGGUGGUUUGGGACAGGAUGCAGGACAAGCAGUGUGUGCAGAUCCGCCAAGAUGCCACGCCCGACGUCGAGACUUUGGUGAGGUCGUGGGUGGAUGAGCUCAACGGCGGCAAGCUGGAAGUCAAGGUUCUGGUCGAAGCCACAAUGUACGCCUGCCUUUUCCGUGCUCGCCGUCCAUCUGCGAAGGAGCUUCUCGACCCUCUGCAUUGCAUUGAGUUCUUUGCUGGUGAAAAUGGAAGUGCCAAGAUCGCAAAGUGCUUCAAACAUCUGGGCUGCCUAGUGCAGGCUUUCGACCUCAGUUCCGAGACUCAUAACCUGGACUCCGCCGAGGGUUUCCUGGCGGGUCUGUUCAGUGUUCUGAGACUGCGACCAGGAUCGUUCGUGCACUUCGGGACGGUCUGUACUUCCUUCACAUGGAUAAACUCCGGCACCCACGGUCGACGGCUCUGGCAACCUCUUGGCAACGAGCAUCUGGAAUACGUCGCCCUGGGAAGCCGGCUUCUGCAAAGAACCGUUCUGCUGGCCUUGCUGGCUUGGCACAUGGGAGCCGUCUUCUCCAUCGAAAAUCCGCUCGGCUCUUUGAUGGCGGAACAUCCAGGAUUCCAAACCAUGCUGCAAUACUUGAAUCAGAAAUCAGGAGGUCUUUGGAGGGGAAGUGUUCCACUCGGACACUUCGGCGCUGCAAGCCUCAAGCGGGUUUGGAUAUACAGCUGCUGCUAUGGUUUGGUGGAACACUUGAUGAACAUAACUGUGUGUGAUGACAACAAAAAGAAGGAGUCCGCCAAUGAGCCCGUCACGAUACAGAACAAGGAGACCGGCAAAGUUUCCGUCCAAGGCGGUCCGGGACUGAAAGCUACACAAUGCUAUCCCACGAGGUUUGCCAAAGCCAUCGCCCACUGGUGGUCUCGGAAUCACCGAGACGAGCUCCUUGAUAAGGCUCUUCACGGCCUGUCGGUCGGCUCCGGAAGCCAGCUGAGCUGCAUGGCACCGCCGGUGGACCAAGAUGAUCUGGAAACGCAGCUGGAGUCGAUGAUCGACGAGCUCGAUGCUCCGGAUGAUGUCGACUCCAACAACAAACGCAAGGCCGGCGAGGCCUUCGCUGCGACCGCCAGCCGUGCCGCUGAUGGCGCGAAGGCCAUAUAUGUUAUCUAUAGUAAUAGAUCUAGUAACGAAUAA
Messenger RNA from Symbiodinium necroappetens, 2934 nucleotides. The record is from the annotation of a GenBank genome assembly. Lineage: Eukaryota; Dinophyceae; Suessiales; Symbiodiniaceae.